AUGGGGAAGCUAGUGGUGCUGACCGUGCUGGGGGCCAGCUUGGCCUUAAUAGGGGAGAGGCUUCUGACAUUUAGAGAAAGAAUUACUACAUCACGAGAAAUAAAGUCCAUAGAACCACAGAACUGCUACCUGAUUGAGGGACUCGAGAAUGGCUCUGAAGAUAUUGAUAUACUUCCUAGUGGGCUGGCUUUUAUCUCGACUGGAUUAAAAUAUCCAGGCAUGCCAAACUUUGCACCAGACAAACCAGGAAGAAUUUUCUUGAUGGAUCUGAAUGAGCAAAACCCAAAGGCGCAAGCGCUGGAAAUUAGUGAUGGCUUUGACAAAGAAUCACUGAAUCCUCAUGGGAUCAGUACCUUCAUUGACAAAGACAACACUGUGUAUCUUUAUGUGGUGAAUCAUCCUCACAUGGGCUCCACUGUGGAGAUAUUUAAAUUCGAAGAGCAACAACGUUCUCUCGUCCACCUGAAAACUAUAAAACAUGAACUUCUCAAGAGUGUGAAUGACAUUGUGGCUCUUGGACCAGAGCAGUUCUAUGCUACAAGAGACCACUACUUUACCAGCUACUUCUUGGUACUUCUUUAGUUGAUCAUGGACUUCCACUGGACUUACGUUCUUUUCUACAGCCCAAGAGAGGUCAAAGUAGUGGCCCAAGGGUUUAGUUCUGCCAAUGGAAUCACAGUCUCACUAAACCAGAAGUAUGUCUAUGUAGCUGAUGUAACAGCUAAGAACAUUCAUAUAAUGGAAAAGCAUGAUAAUUGGGAUUUAACUCAAGUGAAGGUCAUUCACCUGGGUACCUUAGUGGAUAAUUUGACCAUUGACCCUGCCACGGGAGAUAUUUUGGCAGGGUGCCAUCCUAACCCCAUGAAGCUAUUGAACUACAACCCCGAGGAUCCUCCAGGGUCAGAAGUACUACGGAUCCAGGAUGUUUUGUCAGAUAAACCCAGGGUGAACACACUCUAUGCCAACAAUGGUUCUGUGCUUCAGGCCAGCACUGUGGCUUCUGUGUACCAUGGGAUAAUGCUCAUAGGCACUGUGUUUCACAAAGCUCUGUAUUGUGAACUCUAGGUCUUUCUCAAAAAUCUUCAUAAUUUCACAUUGGACAAAAGUAAAAUUGU
Messenger RNA from Cricetulus griseus (Chinese hamster), 1115 nucleotides. The record is from RefSeq and is a predicted model, not a curated record. Lineage: Eukaryota; Metazoa; Chordata; Mammalia; Rodentia; Cricetidae.